UUAUGUUAGCUCGUGUUUCGACCCUCUUAAACAGGUGUUUAUGUGUAUUCCCUUACGUGUGUCAGCGGCGUCAGGUAACCAUGGCAACGCCUCCCGCGUUAGCAACGCGCGGUGCUUUUUGGGCUAACGCUAAUGUGGCAGAUAGUGAUAGUAAGAAAUAAACUGCAUGACGUCGGGGUUCAACGCGCGCUUCAAAUAUCCUUUUUCGAGCACCGACGUCGCGGAUAAUGUUCAGGACGAAUUAUCAGGGCGGAGCCGUGGUGGAGGUCUUCAGCGGGCAGGGCAAAGACCCCGUGGCCAAAUGGAAGCUUUGCGGAGGUCCGUCGGACAUACACAAGGAGUACAAUAGAGAAGUGAAAGGCUUUGUUUACUGCCUGGAGGGUCGGAGUCGUCCAGUCAAGAUGCAAAUGCCGGAGAACGCAAAAAGUUCACUCGGACUUCUUCAACGUUUCUUGGUCCUUCAAGUAAAAAUUCCCCAGUUCAAGGAUUUUUCCGUUGAGCUUGUUGUCUUGACAGCAGACUUCACAGCACCAUCUAAAGUGAAAGCACCGUUAAAAGCUUAUCUCACAGGGAUAACUGAUUUAGAGCACCUGAAAAGAAGACUUCACAUAUCAACAGUGCAUAAAGAGUUGUCUGCCACACUUCUGCAUGCAAGGAUUCCUUUUGUAGGAUUAAAACGCAGUAUUUGGUCCAAUUUAUGCAUCGACCUUGAAUCCUUCAGCGGUGAACUCUUCAAGGGUUUCUUGACACUGGAUGCCAUCACGUUGUUUGCCACCUGUAAAGUCCGCAGAAUCUUCACCAUGAAAACAGAACCUUCAGGAGGGUCAAACGAUGAUAUGUUUCUCAGUGGAGCUGGUAUUAUGGACUUGACACCUCGCAGUUGCCAUUUCCCCCCAGAUGUAAACCAUGUCACUCAGGUGUUGAACAUGGAGAAUUUGCUGAAAGCAAACAUGAUGCCUGGACUGCCGAGCUCUGACUGUGUUGCUGAUCACUCUACCUGUGCCUCAUCAACGAGUUAUCCACGAUCCAGGCCCCGCGGGGUUUUACACACAGCUUCGGGCUCCAGGCUUUCAGGGCCAACCACUCAAACUGGAAGAAGAAGCAGUGCAGCCUCAAACAGAAUGGAGAGAAUGAAAUCCCCGUCCAAAGGAAUGAACCAAAAAGGCACUGCAGAAAGGGAGAGCAUUGUCGAGAUGACUGAGAAUGUAUCACAAGAAGAACCUUCCUUCAUUCCUAUUCAGGGGCUGCAUGCAGGGAGCCUUGGCUCUCUACAGCCCCAUCCCCCAAAGGACACCGUGUUUGAUAAGCAGGGAUCUCAGAAGCUGAAGGUCUCCAGCACUGGAAGAGAGAGGCUAGUAUCGUCAGCUACUCCAGAUGGGGUAUCUGGUGGCCAAAAAAAGAGAAGCAACACUCGGCAGAAGUGCAGUCCUCCACCGUGUCGGAAAGAGAGCGAGCACCGACCUCUGACCCCAACAGAAAAGACCAAUCACCCAACAGCAGAUCUGUACAGCUGCACUCUUGCCAGGGAGAGUUCAGGAGCUGCUCCCACACCAGCGGAGUGUCUCCCCCACUCGAUCCGUCCAGGUUCCUCUGGUGACCUGCAGGACGGCAGCAGCUGGGAUAGUAAUGAGGGGCCCGAGCCCCGGCUCACUCUGCAAGGGGAGGUGUUCACUUUCUCAUCCCAGCCGCACUCACCCAGACGAGGGCACGGCCAGGGUGAGCAGGAGAAGAUGGAGAUGGGAGAUGAUCAGGUCCAGAGCAGGAAUGGGAGGCGGUAUGAAGCGCAGCUUGAGGAUGACUUUAUCGGCAGUGAAAGUGAUGAGGAUAACGCCUACGACACGUUCAACCCAGUCACUCCCGGAUCUCCAAGUUCAACUUCAAAUUUGAGACUCAAAGUGCCUCCUGAAUCUCACAACGUUAUUCAAACACCGCCAAAAGAGCCCAGUCCACCGACUGCUGGUUUGCAGUCUUCCUCCAGCGUGAGAGCGGAAGCAGGCGGGAUCGCACCCACGCGCUGCCUCUCGCCCGGUGCGACACCCGGCAGACAGGAAGUCGAGCCUGCCUCGCGUAGAUCAGAGGUGUUGAGCCAGGCUGUGGAUGUGAACAGCAGUGUAUCGCUUUCAAGGAGACUCCUUCAAGAAGUCAAAGCGGAUGACUUAACGCAGCACAAGUUAAUCGCUUUGAAGGCGGAAGGCAGCGACGCGCUGAAGCCCGUUGACUUCGGCGAUCACAAGUCACGCGCCGCCAGCAGACCGCGAACGCGUGGCGACGAUGAGCACGAGCUUCGAAUGCUAGCGAGUCUGAAAAGAGAGCAGGAGGAAUAUGAAUGUGGAGCCUCGGGCCUCAGUGCAUCUCAGAUCCACCACUGCAAUGUCAGCAUCAGCACGAGCAGUGACGACGCCUCCACCUGGACCCACAUCUCCACGCCAGCUAAUCAGGGUCACCACUAUCAGAAGGAAAUGAACCCCCUUCUCCAAUCAAACCCCAGGGAGUGGAUGGACGUGCUCAGCCCUCCCAUCAUGCCUGCGGGCCAGCGGAGAAGGUCAGACAACACUUGGAACCAUUUAGAAGAUCUAAUCGGAGGACGGGAGGAGCAGUCAGAGAACGACGAGGAGAAGGACGAUGAGUAUUUGAAUCUGCUCUAUGAUCCCUGCCUGAACUGCUAUUUUGAUCCAGAGACGGGGAAGUACUACGAACUAGCUUGACUCAAACGCUUGAGAGAAUGUGAAUGAAUAAAUCAGAUGUCAUAGAAAGUGGAUGAAUGGCAUCAUCGAUUGUUGAGUUCCAAAUGAAUGCAUCGUUCACAGAAAUCUCGCUGCUUUUGUUUUUGAGGAGCUGACGGGAGAUGUGUGUCUCUGGAAUAGUCGUAUUAGUGUGUAAGGGAGAGGGACUCGAUAAAUCAGACACAUGUUAUUUGCAAAAAAAUGGAGUGGUUGCCCUUUCAGGAGCACAGCCGAUGGAGGAAAGAGUCUUUUCGGAAGUCUUGGCCAGAAUAUUAAUAAGUGAGCUUUUGAAAGAACUUCCUGGACUGUCUUCUAACAAAGAUUUCUGGCAUUUACAUUUGGCUUGGAUUAGUAUAACAAUUUUGUUCUUUAUUUAUUAGAAUUUGUUUUAAAGGAGUAAUUGAAUUCUUUUAAAUAAAUUAAAGUGGAUAUGAAUUGAAGUGACGAUGGUGCUGUUUUAAUGUGUCAAUUUGCAUGAACGUUUUGUGUUGAGCAUGUCGAACAAAGCUUUACUUGCUUUGUUUUAAUGGCCUGAAAAGCAAAAACAAUGAAAGAGGAUUGAUUUUGAAUGUAUUCAUCAUUCAUCGAAAUUAAUCCAACGUUGAAGUUCUAAUGAUCCCUUGUUGUUACAUGUGAACCUGUACUAGAUGUAUUUAAUGUAACCAUCAGUUCUUUUCAUCCAUCCUGCAAAAGCACUGAUCACACCUGAUGAGUGGCUGAUACGACAUUGAUUCAUGUUCAGCCUGAGAUGAAUUGUCCGGAGAAUAAUGAAAUGAAAGGAGAACCCAUAUCCAUUUAUCAAAUUGUGAUUCCCUGUAGUUUUAAUCAAACAAUAAAUCCAUCUGGAUCAAAGGCUGACCUUUCGGAUUGCCCUGCAGCCAGCAUACUGGGACUCAGAGCAGGGCCGCUCUCUUUUUGUCCAAUACUGACAUAUACAAUUUGUACACUGUUGCAUAAAAUGAAAUAAUAAAUAUAUAAAUCUUUAUGUAUUUGCAACAAAACCCAUUGUCACCUAGUUUAUGUGUAGUAGUACUAUUCUAGAGAUAAAAUAGAGCAUUUAAAUAUAUUUAUUUCUAAACCGAAGAUGAUUUCUAGAAAUUGUGCCUUCAGGAUGACACAAGAUGUGUGUGUUCAUGUUUUCUUUUUUUUAAUAAUGUAUCCCCAACUGUAGAAAUGCCAAUUUAAAAAAAAAUCGAUAUGCUGCCUGAAAAAUAGUUGAAGUCGAGACUUUAAUUUGUUUUGAAAGGGUUCACCAGAAGCAGCAGGCACAGCAACCACAAACUGUUCUAAACGUGGCUCAUCGGAGGGCCAUGUGACACCAAACCGCCCGUCACAUGACGUCGCCUGAAAGGGGGCGUGGAAAUGUGCUUCACAACAGGUGACAGCCACCAGGAAGUAAACAACUGGCGUUGCAGUCGGACAGAAGACGUUUCUAUUGAAUAAUCGAAAUGCUCCCCAUCAAUUCAGGUCCCGACUAUAUUUUUUGAUAAGUUAUAAUGUAGUGCGCUUUAUUUUCACCCUUUAUAUAAGUGGGCUAGCUAGCCGGGCGCUAAAGUCACGACGAUGUCAGCACAACAGGCCGGGUUAAGACUUCACCCCGGGAUUAUUGCCUCGGUGAUCUUCGUCUCCGUGGCGGCAAUGUUUGCCGCUCUAUUGAUCAUCCGAAAAUACUGCCACCCGGUCAACGAGGCACGAUACAGAUACUCACAGCUGAGGCGGAUGGAGGACCAGGGUUCAGCAGUGACAGAGGCUGAAGGCGACAGGGGGCCCGGCCCAGUCGGAGAGGAAUCAGACGAGGAUCUUCUGGAAUGAAGCUCAGACCAAGACCCGGAUGAACCGACUAAAGAAGCGUUUAUCGUGGAGGAAUCUUUUAGCGCUGCAGCUAAUGAUUAUUUCUAUUUUAUACUAAAAACAUCAUUAGCUCCAGACAACAUCAGAAAACACUUUUCACAAUUUUCCUCCACCCCAUCGUGACAUCAUCAAUAUGUGUUGCUUUGUUCACCCCAACAUUUUCAAUGUAAUCAUUUGAAAAAUGCUUCAGAAGCUCCAACCAACAAAUGUGUUGCUUUUUAUAAUUGGUUGCUAAGCUAAACGCUUAAAGUUUUAGUAGUUUGUGGUGGGAAAACACAACAAGAAAAUCUAAAUGUCUAACCAAAGAACCCAGGUCCAAAGAACACUUAACAACAAUACCUCCAAAAGCAGCUAGAUCUCUCAAGAAGGUUUAGGAAAUUAAUUAAAAUAAAUGUGUGGAUUCAAAUGAGGUAAAUACGAGAUAUGGCAAUUGGAAAUGAACCACCAGCGGCUUCAUCAAUGGUACGAGCACGGGGCGGAUCAGUGAAGGUACUCGUUAAUAAUUUAACAGCAGCAACGUCAAACGUCUUCAGUACGGUUGAAUAUGCCUCAAAUGAAUUAAAAAACAAACAAGUGGUGGCAUUGUUUCCCAGCACUUCUGAUAUAAAUGACUGCGACAAAGCAUCACAUGGAGGUUUGCCAUUUUAUGUGUGUGUUUUUUUCAACUCCAUCGCAGACCUGCAGCUGGACACAAUAACUACCAGUUGGCCGACCAUUUGAUUGGAAUUAUAUUUCCAUUUUCCCGCUAACCUCAACUCACUUAAAGUCAAUUUGCUAUUUAAUAGUGUUAAGACUGAGUGAUGUUGCAUGCUAUUUCUUUGACUGCGUUAUUUGCCACAAAGAAAAAUAAAACCUCCAGUUUCACCUUUAGUUAGAAAGUGACGUGCGAACAUAAUUUGUGUAACGUCAGUGUGACAGGGUGCUGACAGCUCGCACGGAUUCAUCAUUUAUCAGAGGCGUACACACGUACAGCAUUUAAGAAAAGAGUAGGAGUAUAUUUUGAGUGACGUCAUUCAGUCAAACGUUUCUCUGAACGCAAAACGUUCCCUCGUUGCAGUCAAAUGUGGUGCACAUAGGCCCUCUGCUGGCUGUCUGUAGUACUGCACCAUGUGACCAGUAUGAAGCGUUAAGAUGCUGUUAGUGACAAUAUGUAACACUAAACCCGUAAUUUAAAUAUGUUUGGGGGGGGGGGGGGGUAGAGAAAAGAACAGAAAACAGGUAAAACUGCAAAUACCUAAAAUAAUAAUCAGUAUUUAAUGUUAGUGAUCAAACUUGCUGAAGGACUUAUGUAUGUAAAUAUCAGCACUCUGUACCAUUUCAGUUUCAGUUUCAUGCUCGUUUGUUUGUUUUGUUGCAGCCGAAGCGACUUAAUACAUGUUGUGAUGCGUCAGCCAUCUUUAUUUGUGUGGUUUAUUUGUCACAAUAUGGCCACACACAGGCUUUAAUUCCAUAAUCACCCACUCAACUGUGUGUUGAUGGAUAAAUGAUGACCGUGCUAUGAGUGACCACACGAUUCCAAUAAACAUCAUUACGGCCGGUCA
Messenger RNA from Pungitius pungitius (ninespine stickleback), 6115 nucleotides. It is a transcript of the gene cfap20dc, whose product is annotated as CFAP20 domain containing. Lineage: Eukaryota; Metazoa; Chordata; Actinopteri; Perciformes; Gasterosteidae. The coding region runs from base 228 to 2705 and encodes 825 amino acids. The record is from RefSeq and is a predicted model, not a curated record. The transcript has 21 exons.